This is a messenger RNA of Coccinella septempunctata (seven-spotted ladybird), 2310 nucleotides long. Its product is annotated as zinc finger protein 62 homolog. Gene Ontology annotation, molecular function: RNA polymerase II cis-regulatory region sequence-specific DNA binding; zinc ion binding; DNA-binding transcription factor activity, RNA polymerase II-specific. The transcript is spliced from 10 exons. Gene Ontology annotation, cellular component: nucleus. The record is from RefSeq and is a predicted model, not a curated record. Bases 45 to 2090 code for a protein of 681 amino acids. Gene Ontology annotation, biological process: regulation of DNA-templated transcription. Lineage: Eukaryota; Metazoa; Arthropoda; Insecta; Coleoptera; Coccinellidae.
ACAAAUAAAUCGCUUCCAUAAGCAGUUUUCAGUAGUUGGAUAAAAUGGUAAACACAAAUGAUGUUAAAAAAAAACGGCCUAGAUGGAAACCACUUAACCUCUGUAGAAUUUGUUUAACUUAUAGCCCCUCAAUGAUUGGAAUGUAUGAAAAUUUCAGGGAUUGUGAAACUAUGAAAAUACAUGAAGUACUGCAAAAAGCUUUGUGUUGUGAGAUAAUUAUAACCCAAAAAACGCCUAAUCAAAUUUGUUCGGUUUGCUUGAGUAUCCUCAAAAUAUUAUAUGACUUCAAAAAGCAGUUUGAAGAAUCCCAAAUCAAAAUAUUUGGAAACAUAAAUGAAAUCAAUCAAGAUAAUAGUAGAAAAACUGCAGUGGAAACUUCCACAGAAGUAGAAAUAAUUAUUGGGAAAAAUAAUUUCAGUUUGGAUGAUGUUGUUGUUGUGGAUAAGGACGAGAGAAAAGAGGAUUACACACAGUUAUUAAACAAUUUAGGAAAAGCAGUAACAGUAGAAUAUUUGGGAAAGUCUUCAAGUAAAGACAAUCCCAUCCAGGAGGUGUAUGAUGAAGAACCUCAAAACCCUUCUGGAGACGUGUAUGAUCUACAAACAUGUAAUGAUAACUUGAAAGAUGAAGGUGAUAGUGAAGAAUAUGAAACAAUAAUAAUUGAAUAUAUCUCUGAUACGGAGGAUGCCGUUAUGGAUCAAAAUGAAUGUAAUGAAAGUAAGAAGAAUGGAGAUGUGAAAAUAUCGAAAGAUUCAUCUUUGUCAAAGAUAAUUCAUUCCUAUAUUAUUGAAGGUGAUUAUUCUAAAGAACUACAAAAUGAAGUAAUUGGGGAAUCCGGAAAAAAAGAAUGUAGAAAUUUCAGCCCAGAACAUAUCAAUAGAGUUAGACAAAAAAAAACAAAGAAACACAGAUCAGCUGAAAUGAUGGAAAUCGAAAAGUAUAUUAUUUAUGGAACAGGACAAAGUGCAGAAGAAAGAUCUGAAGAAAUGAAAAAUGAAUUUACUAUUGAUAAUAAAAAUAAUUUAUCAGAAAUCAACAGAGAUGAUGAAAAAGAAUCAAAUAAGGAUUCCACUGUUCAAUUGAAUCAAGACAGUUCAGAAACAAAUAUUGACAAGUUGGAAGGAACUGGUACUAAUCUGCACUUUUGUGACAAAUGUUUCAAGUGUUUCAAUAAUAAAAGAAUUCUGGAUAGACACUUGGUUUUUGCACAUGGUCAAAAAGGUGGGGCACCUAAAAGAUGCAACCGUAUAAAGACAUCAAAAGAGGAUAGAAGGAUUAAUCAGAGGGAAAGAUGGAAAGAGAGAUUCAAGAAGAAUCCUAUGCUGUGUCAAAUUUGUGGACAUGUGUCAAAGUCCGCAGGUGGAGCUAAAUACCAUUCGCUAACCCAUGGUGAAAAGUCAUAUAUGUGCGAUUUUUGCCCGAAAAAAUUUUUUACUCCUUCACAUUUGAAAAACCAUUUACAGUUCAAACAUGAAAGGAAAACGAUUAAACAUCUCUGUUCCAUUUGUGGUGAACAUAAAAACUCAUCUACCGCUCUGGCCUACCAUAUGAAAUUACACACAAACAAUCCUAAGAGAUAUCCGUGUCCAGUGUGCGGUCUUUCAUUUUUAGUGAAAGGAGGCCUCAAGAUGCAUCUCAGAAGGCAUAUGGGGGACAGAAGAUAUCCUUGUAAUAUUUGUAAUAAAUCAUUUUUUAGCGCCAAUGAGAGAAAAAAACAUGUGAUGAUACACACUGGAGAGAGGCCGCACAAUUGUAAAUAUUGUGACAGAAAAUUUGUUAGUGCAUUCAAUCAGAAAAUUCACAUGAUGACACAUAGCGGACCUUAUUUAUGUGAACUCUGCUUCAGGGGAUUCGCUGACAAAGAUUUACUGAAGAUGCAUAUAAAGUACAAACACAAUUCAGAAAAUGGAAAUGAAAAAAAAUUGCCUUCAAAGAACCCAAUCCAACCAACGAAAGAAGAUACAGAAAUAAUUGAUGAUGCAAUGGAGCCACUUCAAUGUCCAGAAUCAUCUGAUAAUAUGAUACUUGAGGUUUUUAAUUUACUGGAUGGUACUGAAGAAGAUGAGUUGAAGUACGAUGACGUCGACUGAAAUUGUGCUGAUUUCAUGGAGGUGGAGGUUGAUUUGAACCUUUCAUGUAUAUUCAAAAGUGCUAAAUGGAUUUGUUCUUUUUGUUUGCGGAGUUUUUCCGAAUUUCUGUAUUCUUUGAAGAUUGUUUGCAAUUCGCUAUGACUAAAAUGAAAUAUUCAUUGGAGUUAGAUUGAAAUGUAAAUAUAUGUACAUACAACAAAUAUAUAUUCAUACCUUUCCA